UCUGCCGACCCGUUACCCUGCGAUGAAAUGCUGAGUAAUCGCAUCCAUCGCUCCCUCCUCCACUCCAUCACCGGCUCUCGCCAUCUCCGGCGACCCGCAUUGGAAUGGAUAGAACCCUACAUGGACAUCUCAGACCUCGCCCACCACUCCCACGGCGACCCCCAGCCCUCCCCAUGGCUCCUCCGCAUCCUCUCUCUCCUCGUCUCUUCCCCCACCCCUGAUUCUGACCUCCGCUCCUUCAGCCGGUCUUUCCUCAUCCGCUUCUCCCCUCGCUUCGUCGCUGCUGUCCUCCGCCACCCGUCCCUCCACUCUCACCCCGCUGCUGCCGUCGCCCUAUUUCACUUCGCCACCGCUCAGCCCUCCUUUGUCCACUCCCUCGACUCCUACAUCUCCCUCCUCCACCUCCUAUCUUCCUCACCAUCAUCCUCCUCCGCCGAAGCGCGAAUAAUCGUAGCGGAGCUCUUGGAACGGGACGACCUCAUUCUCACCCCCACUGCUGCGGGCUCACUUCUUCGAUGCCUCGGAUCUCUCGGCCUAGUCGAGGAGCUUCUGUGGACAUGGCGUCGGAUGAAGGAGUGCGGGGUGGAGCCGUCCCUGACGAGUUACAAUUGCUUGAUGGACGGUCUCGUGAAUUCGGGUUUUGUUGAUUCUGCGGAGAAGGUAUUGGAGGUUAUGGAGAGUGGCAACGCCGGUAAUGGAGUCCGACCUGAUGUUGUCUCCUACAAUACAAUGAUUAAAGGCUAUCUGAAGAUCGGGACAAAUGAUAGGGCAGUGGCAAGGUUCCGGGCGAUGGCGGCGAAUGGUGUGGAUCCAGAUAAGGUAACUUAUAUGAUUUUAAUCCAGUGCCAUUAUGCUGGUGGCGAGUAUUAUGAUUGCUUGGCUCUGUAUCAUGAGAUGGAGGAGAAGGGACUGGAGGUCCCUCCGCAUGCUUAUAGUUUGGUGAUAUCGGGGCUCUGCAAGGAUAGGAGGCCUUUCGAUGCCCGGAUGGUGUUUGAUAAAAUGUCUGAGAAUGGUUGCCGGGCAAACGUGGCUAUAUAUACGACACUGAUUGAUUCUUUUGCGAAGAUUGGGGAUGAGGAACAGGCUAUGAGACUCUUACAGAAGAUGAAAGAUGAUGGAUUUAAGCCUGAUGAAAUCACUUAUGGCGCACUCAUCAAUUGCUUGUCAAAAACAGGGAAAAUGGACAAGGCAAUGGAGUGGUUUGAGUUCUGCAACACAAAUGGAAUUAUGGUGAAUGCCAUGUUUUAUUCUUGCCUCAUUGAUGGAUUUGGGAAGUUAGGUAUGGUGGAUAAGGCUGAGAGCCUCUUCAUUGAGAUGGGAACGAAGGGUUUCGUGCCAGAUUCAUACUGCUACAAUGCACUCAUUGAUUCAUUCGCCAAGGCCGGGAGGAUGGAUGAUGCACGCUCCAUGUUUGAGAGGAUGGAAAGGGAGGGUUGUGACCAAACAAUUUACACUUACACUAUAAUGAUUGAUGGGCUGUUUAAGAAGCACAGGAAUGAGGAGGCAUUGAAGUUGUGGUGUAGAAUGAUUGAUAAGGGUGUAACUCCAACCCCUGCAUCAUUUCGUGUGCUUUCCACUGGGCUCUGUCUUUCAGGGAAGUUUGACAGGGCUAUGAAGAUCCUGGACGAGCUUGCUCCCAUGGGCGUUGUUCCUGAAACUGCUCAUGAGGACAUGAUUAAGGUGCUUUGCAAGGCUGGGAGGAUGGAGCAUGCUUGUAAACUAGCUGAUGAGAUUGUUGAUAAAGGUCGUGAGGUCCCUGCAAAGGUUCGAACUAUUAUGAUAAAUGCAAUUAGGAAGGCCGGGGAUGCAGAAUUGGCUAUCAAGCUGGUGCAUAGUAAGAUUGGUAUAGGUUAUGAUAGAGUGGGGAGCAUCAAAAGGAGAGUAAAGUUUGUUACUUUGUUGAACCUUUAGAAGCUGAGAAAGAUCAGUUUUACAUGGUUUGUCUUGGCAAGGGUGUGGGAGAGAGACAUAUCUAUUGCAUCUAUGGACUAAGUAAUUGGUAUGGGAGCUAUCAAAUAUAAUUUUCUUGUCCAUUUCUUGGUGUAGCUAAAUCUGGAACAUGGAAGUCUAAAGUGCUACUGAGAAUUAUUAGGACAAAGUAUUAAUUUUAUAUUAAAUAAAUGUCCAAGGAUUAGCAAAACAUGUAGAUGUUUCUGGCGCGUGACAAAAAUAUGAAUGUUCCUAGUAUAUUUGAAGAGACUACAAGUCAACAAAAGUCGGCACAAGUCGGCAACUCAAUGACUUUCAUCAACUCACCUUAAUUUAGUAAGACAGUGACUCGCCAUAAUUUGGUAGGGCGAAUGCAUUCUCAUCACCUUGUCUCAUGAUCCUGUGACAUAAUCACUUGCACCAACAAACACAGUUUCGUAAUUCAAGCAGCCUGAGAUU
This is a messenger RNA of Phalaenopsis equestris, 2388 nucleotides long. RefSeq names its product pentatricopeptide repeat-containing protein At1g03560, mitochondrial. The coding region runs from base 28 to 1911 and encodes 627 amino acids. Gene Ontology annotation, molecular function: protein binding. Lineage: Eukaryota; Viridiplantae; Streptophyta; Magnoliopsida; Asparagales; Orchidaceae. The transcript has a single exon. The record is from RefSeq and is a predicted model, not a curated record.